GUCGUAAAAAGGAUGCGUUUUUGAAUACGGCAACGUGGCCUUAGAAACACGAAGAUGGCAACCUCAGUGAUUUGCAAAGAGACAGUAUCCAGGGUGAGUUCAGUUCUGAACAGGGACGUCAAACAAUUUGGAAAGCAUUAUAUGUUUGACUGUAAUGAAGAGACGUGUUGGAAUUCUGACCAGGGCGAUCUUCAGUGGGUGCUUCUGGACUUUCCAAAGCCAGUCAAAAUAUCCACAGUGAAUGUGCAGUUUCAGGGUGGGUUUGCAGGGAAAACAUGUCGAUUGGAAGGUAGUCUAAAAGAUGAAGCAUUUGCAAACCUUACAGUUUUUUACCCUGAGGAUAACAACAAUGUCCAGAGCUUUCCCAUUGGAGAAACCCCCUCAGUGCAGAGGUUAAAAAUAGUGUUUGAGAACAGUACAGACUUUUUUGGAAGAAUAAUUGUUUACUCCUUGGAUGUGCUGGGAGAACGGACCUGAUAACCGUUUCCGUGAGAUGAGAAUAGAGCGAAGGGCACGGGACCUGUUUGCACUGGAACGCAGGAGCGGGAGAAUCUCAAGACUGCUGAUAUAAAAGUAACCGGAUGUAAGAUUAGCUGCAUGGUUUUGCUGAAAGAGAAAUUUUGAGUAUUGACUGACUAGAGAACAUGCUCACUUAUACUGAACAUCAAAUUACACGUCUCAGUAUGUGCCUUGGUUCCUUUGUAUGGAUGUAUGGUGUUUUGGAUAUUUGAUUUUUGUAUGUAAUAAUAAUAAAAAAACAACCUGAAAAAAC
This is a messenger RNA of Paramormyrops kingsleyae, 772 nucleotides long. Lineage: Eukaryota; Metazoa; Chordata; Actinopteri; Osteoglossiformes; Mormyridae. The record is from RefSeq and is a predicted model, not a curated record.